CCGAAGCAGGAGGCCGACACCUUUACGUUGACUCCGACUUGUGAGGAAACUGAUCACAGUGAUGAUGAGACUCCGUUUUUGAAUCCUGACAAAAGUGAGAGUGAAUCAGAGGCAGAUCCUCCAGCUAGCACGUGUACCAGCUCGUUAGAUGAGGAAAUGGACUGUGAGCGUUUUGUGGGACCAGAACCAAACAUCUCUCAUGAAUCUGAUAGCAAAGAUCAGAAAGGAGUAAAACGUAGUUUAACAUCAACCAAGGAGCCACAACAGCAGAUUCUGGCUCCUCCAGGUGAGAAGACAUUUUUGUGCCAAACAUGUGGAAAAUAUUUUCAACAUAAAGAAAACAUGUCUGCCCACGUUAGAACAGCCCACAAGGUUGAUCAACCAUAUUUAUGCAGCACCUGUGGCAAAACAUUCACUAAUGCAUCAUGUUUGAAGAAUCACACAAGAAUCCAUACUGGGGAGAAGCCAUAUUCCUGCAUCACCUGUGGGAAAACAUUCACUCAGGCUGCAAAUUUGAAGACUCAUAUAAGAAUCCAUACUGGGGAGAAGCCAUAUUCCUGCAUCACCUGUGGCAAAACAUUCAAUCAGGCUGCAAGUUUCAGUUCUCAUAUGAGAAUCCAUACUGGGGAGAAGCCAUAUUCCUGCAUCACCUGUGGCAAAACAUUCAAUCAGGCUGCAAGUUUCAGUACUCAUAUGAGAAUCCAUACUGGGGAGAAGCCAUAUUCCUGCAUCACCUGUGGCAAAACAUUCAAUCAGGCUGCAAAUUUGAGGACUCAUAUAAGAAUCCAUACUGGGGAGAAGCCAUAUUUCUGCAUCACCUGUGGCAAAACAUUCACUCAUGCUGCAAGUUUCAGUUCUCAUAUGAGAAUCCAUACUGGGGAGAAGCCAUAUUCGUGCAUCACCUGUGGGAAAACAUUCACUAAUGCAUCACAUUUGAAGAAUCACACAAGAAUCCAUACUGGGGAGAAGCCAUAUUCCUGCAUCACCUGUGGCAAAACAUUCACUAAAUCAUCAAAUUUGAGGACUCAUAUGAGAAUCCAUACUGGGGAGAAGCCAUAUUCCUGCAUCACCUGUGGCAAAACAUUCACUUAUGGAUCAAGUUUGAAGUCUCACACAAGAAUCCAUACUGGGGAGAAGCCAUAUUCCUGCUUCACCUGUGGGAAAACAUUCACUCGGCCAGAAUGUUUGAAGUAUCACACAAGAAUCCAUACGGGGGAGAAGCCAUAUUCCUGCAUCACCUGUGGCAAAACAUUCACUCGGCUACAACAGUUGAAGACUCACACAAGAAUCCAUACUGGGGAGAAGCCUAAUCCUGUAUAAUAUGUGAAAGAUGUUUGUAAUGGUAAAAUAUGUUACAACAUAAUCUUAUGCCAAAAGAGUGAUUAUUGUCUGUGUUGAAGCAAUGUGAGAAGAAAAGGGAAAUCCAAAAGUUGUCUUUUGCAGCUGUGUGAAGGAGGACAGUCAAACCGGCCUUCACCCGAAUGCUCGAACAAAGGAGCUCGGUUACUCCCAUCUUUGCCUUGAUUCGUUUCCUGCUUGAUUUAUAACUUUUCAUCUCUGUUAUCUCACAGGUGGUUUAGAGUUUUAGGUUUCUGUUUCUCUCGUGGCCGCCUACCACCAGAAAUGACCUUCAUGUGUGUGUAUAAGAACUCAGCGUUUUCUCUCCACAGAGCACAGUGAUACGUGCUGUGUAGUUGACCCCCUGCUUGCAAGCAAUAAAUGGACUUUUUGCAACUUUGAUCAUUCAUCAAGACUCUGUUUUAUUAGACAAAUCAUUCUCUUCUACCGGGCUUAUUGAAAUAUUCCACAACAAUUUGGCGUCACAAACAGAAUUCACUGACUGUCCGUCAGGCUCCGGGGGACCAUCUGGAAAAAAAGGCCUUUCCCAGGAUCACCAGCUGAUGAUCCUGCCUCAUCCCUCCUUAGACAAGAGAGAUCGGGCGGAAACCGAAGGAGUCCUGAUUGACGUCACGUGUAUCCAGCAAAAAAAAAAAAUUCUACAAACUUUGGUAAGAAGUUGAAAUUCCAAUUAUAA
Pungitius pungitius (ninespine stickleback) is the source of this 2035-nucleotide messenger RNA. Its product is annotated as gastrula zinc finger protein XlCGF8.2DB-like. Lineage: Eukaryota; Metazoa; Chordata; Actinopteri; Perciformes; Gasterosteidae. The coding region runs from base 157 to 1320 and encodes 387 amino acids. Gene Ontology annotation, molecular function: RNA polymerase II cis-regulatory region sequence-specific DNA binding; DNA-binding transcription factor activity, RNA polymerase II-specific. The transcript has a single exon. The record is from RefSeq and is a predicted model, not a curated record. Gene Ontology annotation, biological process: regulation of transcription by RNA polymerase II.